GCCCAUUAAUGUAUCAGAAAGCAAAUCAACGCCCCCUCUUUGAUCAAAACGCUCCCGAGAUUCCCUACCUUUUUCUGUCUAUCGACUGUAAUUGUCCGAUACCAGUACGGCUGGUAGUACAUAUAUACGCUCCAUCCUAGCUUCUAACGAGUCGCACGGUGAAAAUGGCAGGAGAAAACAGCAUCACCACCACCACGGUCGUCAUAGAGCCCGAGAAGCAGACGCUUCUCAACCAGCACAAAGAAAAGCACUUCACCGCCGGCGAAAUUGUCCGCGACAUUAUCAUCGGUGUCUCCGAUGGUCUCACCGUUCCCUUCGCCCUCGCCGCCGGACUCUCCGGCGCCAAUGCCCCCUCCUCCAUCGUUCUUACCGCCGGAAUCGCCGAAGUAGCUGCCGGCGCAAUCUCAAUGGGACUCGGCGGGUAUCUCGCGGCUCAAAGCGAAGCCGACCACUACGCGAGGGAGGUGAAAAGAGAGCAGGACGAGAUCAUCGCGUUUCCUGACACAGAGGCCGCUGAGGUGGCGGAGAUAUUGGCGCAGUAUGGGAUAGAACCGCAUGAAUACGCGCCUGUGGUGAAUGCUCUAAGGAAGAACCCUCAAGCCUGGCUUGAUUUCAUGAUGAAAUUUGAGCUGGGAUUGGAGAAGCCAGAUCCAAGAAGAGCAGUGGAGAGUGCAGUGACAAUAGCGAUAGCAUACAUAAUGGGGGGACUAGUGCCACUCAUACCUUACAUGUUCAUUCCUCGAGCCACAGACGCUGUGGUUGCAUCCGUUGGCUUGACCCUAGUGGCCCUUCUGGUCUUCGGCUUUGCCAAGGGCUAUUUUACCGGUAACAAACCACUGAUCAGUGCAAUCCAAACUACCCUUAUUGGAGCCAUUGCCUCUGCAGCAGCUUUUGGCUUGGCAAAGGCUGUUCACCCUUAGUUCAUUGCCCUAAACCUACACUUAUAAUUAAUUAAUGAAUCAUUUUGUGGAGGUUCUUUUAAUUACUUCUACUGUCGUUCUUAUCAUCUUAUAAUAUUUUGGACCAUUUCUUGUACCAUUUUUCAUAACACAAAUAAUUACAUCUUCUUUUAUGCAAAUUCAUGCAUGAUACAAACAUUUGUGUGUGUGUGUGUGUGUAUGAGAGAGAGAGAGAGAGUAAUAAGAAGAAGAGGCAGGGCUGAAGUUGCAGUUUGAUUAGGACAGAAGCAUGGCACAACGAGACUGGCAUAGCUCUCAGUAGGUGCAGUGUUGCACAUUCUUUCAUCCUGAAACAAUCUAACUUCAGGUGGUCGGACAAAUUCAGCAGCUUCUGAAAAUUGGUUAUAGAGCUUCACAUGUGACCUGAAUCCUCGCAAUUGAUGAUAUG
This is a messenger RNA of Carica papaya (papaya), 1347 nucleotides long. It is a transcript of the gene VIT1, whose product is annotated as vacuolar iron transporter 1. Gene Ontology annotation, molecular function: manganese ion transmembrane transporter activity. Gene Ontology annotation, biological process: intracellular manganese ion homeostasis. The record is from RefSeq and is a predicted model, not a curated record. NCBI's taxonomy places the organism in Eukaryota, Viridiplantae, Streptophyta, Magnoliopsida, Brassicales, Caricaceae.